Molecule: messenger RNA, 4172 nt
Organism: Eupeodes corollae
Lineage: Eukaryota; Metazoa; Arthropoda; Insecta; Diptera; Syrphidae
Gene: Lrch
Product: leucine-rich repeat and calponin homology domain-containing protein
Exons: 10
Coding region: 246-3224 (992 amino acids)
Molecular function (GO): protein binding
Source: RefSeq, a predicted model, not a curated record
CACACUCCACAUUGUAUGUAAAGCAAAUGUAUACAGGACGGCAAUUCAAUCGGGAUCGGAAAACGGCAAUACGGACGGCACCUUCUUGUAUAUUUUUGCCGAAAAAUAUUAGACGAAGAAAAAUUAGUUUUAUAGUUACUUAAAAAUAUAAUUUUCACAACAAAGAUGAUUAUUAAAAACUAAAAAUCUAAAACUAAUCAUAAAUUUGGACCAAUUGGAAAAAAAGCUAAUUUUAUCAAACAACAAUGGCUGUAACUCUGCACUGCAGUCGAAUACAUAAUUCGACCACCACUGGACAUUCACAAUUAGUAAGAUCCCUCGAACGAAUUUUGGAAGAAGCCAAUCUUAGCGGAGAGCUAAUCUUAACAAAUCGCAAAUUAAAAGAUUUUCCAAAAGCCGCAACAAAAUACAAUUUGUCGGAUACUGUAAUUGCAGAUUUAUCACGAAAUAGAUUCUGCGAACUACCUGAAGAAAUUACAACAUUUGCGUUCCUCGAAACACUCCUCUUAUAUCAUAAUACCAUUCGACAUAUUCCUGAAUCAGUGAAACAUUUGAACUUACUUACUUAUUUGGAUUUACGUAGCAAUCAGCUUUCCACUCUCCCCAAAGAAUUAUGUUUUAUGCCUUUGCAAGUAUUGUUGGUAUCCAACAAUAGAUUGGUUUCAUUACCAGAUGAAUUAGGUCGUAUGGAUAAGCUGACAGAUUUAGAUGCUUCCUAUAAUCAGUUAACAGCUCUUCCGGCAAGAAUUGGUGAACUACGAAGUUUGAAAUCAUUUUCGUUACGUAACAACCAAAUACUAUAUCUUCCAAGAGAAUUGGCAUGUCUUACAUUGGUAUCUCUAGAUGUGAGUAAUAAUCGCAUAGCCAGUCUUCCGUUAGAAAUACGUCAAAUGAAUACCCUUGUAGAAUUUAAUUUGGGUAACAAUCCCCUCACAUCUCCUCCAGCUAGUCUUUGCGUUCGAGGACUUGUGCACAUAUUUAAAUUCCUCGAAACCCAAGCGACAAAAGAUGAAAAAGGAUGUCGAGCAGGUGGAAAUUACGAUGGUUAUACAACAUUAAGAAGAGCACCAAAACAAAAUGUCAGUAUAUUUGACUCGACUAGAAACCCAAGAUACCAAGUCGAUUCGGGAUAUAGUACCUGCGAUGGAAUGGAUAAACGCUGGUCCCAUGACCUACCAAAUAAAAACUCCAAAAUUGAUUUACUAUCGCCAAGAAAAAUACUACCUCCUUCCGUUGUGGAUAACUUUGUUUUAGAUGCAGACACAAGUAGCGAUGACAUUACAUUUAAACCAGUUGCAUCUUCAGAAGAACAAUUGAUCAAAGACCAGCAAAACUUGGAAGCAAGUUUUUCCCCAGACAACCAACUCAAUGACGAUGUUAUAAUUUAUUCUCAGACAAGUUCCACGAGCAGUGGAUCCACCCCAGAGGAUGACAUGCUUGGAGAAAACCAUCCGUAUACGGAGAAAAAUAAUAAACAUCUUGGAAAUAUCCAAACAUAUCGAGAGUACAAAGAAGCACUCAAACAACAACGUAAUCAAGAGAUUUCAAGUGUUUAUAAAGCUAAAUCCAAAUGUCGAUAUGAAGGAAAUGAAGACAACGAUUCUAAUUCCUAUGAUGAACAAGAUUCUCGAAGCAAGGAAGAAAAACUAAAAAGUGUGAACAGUUAUACUGACACAAGCACAACAGAGGAACAACCAGUUUGUACACCAAAGAAGCCUGUCCAAAAAGUGAUUCCAUCAAGGAAUACAGAACUGAUGUCUGCAGUAUUUCAAAAUAAGUUAAAAGAUAAAACAUCUAGUCCACAUGCAAACGGUGAAUGUUUAGGAUAUGUUAAACCAAGUAGUCCCAUAAAAGUACUAGGAAAUGGUGAUAUUGCAAUUAAUAAUAAUUCUAAUCCGGCGAAUGGAGUUGUGCGAAAUAAAUUUGUUCCGGGGAUGGUAACCAAACAACAAAAGUUCGUAUCACAAAACAAAGCAAAUAGGUCGGUUACAUGGAAUCAAGAUGUUCCCACUGAUAAAUUAAGCUUUACUAUGCGAAGAGAGUUUGAUAGACAACGGGAAGAAACGGAGUUGAUGACUCAGCUUAGAAACAUUAUCCAAGUCCGUCUCAAAACGAUUUUACCUGAAGAUAUGGCAUCUGCUCUGACAGAUGGUGUCAUUCUUUGUCACUUAGCGAACUAUGUUCGGCCAAGGUCUGUGGCUAGCAUACAUGUGCCAUCACCCGGCGUUUCUAAACUAACUAUGGCUCGAUGUCGCAGAAACGUUGAUAAUUUUUUAGAUGCCUGUCGUAAAAUUGGCGUUGAUGAGGAGUUGAUAUGCUCUUGUGAAGAUGUUGUCUCGCCCCAAGAUGAAAAUUACUCACAGAAUGAUGAUUUACAACCGCCGGUGCUGCCUAAUCCAUCUGCUGUUUUCAAAACAGUAUCAGCUCUUCUUUCUUUUGAUGCAAAUUUCCGGAAUUAUCAUCAACAAUCACAGCAAGAAGAUCAUCAAUUUCAAGAACAGCAUCAUCAAUCAAUUGAAGAAGAACAUCAAUCAUCGCCUGCAACCAACAUGCAAUUGACAGAAAAUUGGGAAAACAAAGUGAAUUCCAUGCGUGAGAUGACCACAUCGAAGGAUCAAUUAGGAUACGAAGAAGAAGUUGUUACAAAAAGCAGUCAGCUGGGAAAGUUUCUUCGACAUGCUAAAAUAAAAACUUUCCAAAAGAUUAAAUUAAAUUUAACAAAUAAUAACUGUAACAUAAAAGUUAAUGGCAGCGGUGGUAAAGAAAGCCAAUUACAAACUAUAGAAGAAACUGAUGCUGAUAGUUAUCAAAUUGUCAAUGAGAAGCUACCACUUGUCCUCAAAGUUAAUGAUCUUAACACAGUCAAAUUUAAACUACUCGAAAUUAAUCCCAAAAAUAACAAUGAAAUUAUUGGAGAAACCCAGAACGUUGUUUCACAUUGCCUUAAUGCUGCUAUCAGUGAUAAAAGCAAUACCCCUAAGAUGAUUACAAAAAGAAUAGAGUUCUUUGAAGACCAAGCUGUUUCGCGAAGCAGUCCGGUUGAUGAGGCCAAUACCACAUCAAAAAGCAUUUAUAGCAUUUACCAAACAAACAAUGAAGAUAACUUUAACAUUAAAAAGGAAGAUCAAGUAUUAAAUCACGACUUUAAUAUCCUUACUGUUGUUUUAUCGUUUGUCUUCAUUGCAACAUUUGUUCUUCUAGUGAUAUUUCCACUUCCAGAUUAAUAUUUAUUUAUAGCCUUAUAAAAUGAAGUUAGUUAGAGGAAAAAGCAUAAAAGUAUUCGUAAUAUAUUUCAAAACGUAAAUUUCUAAGAAAGAGAAACAGAAGACACAAUAUUAACGAAGUAUUUAUAGUUUUAUAUUCUACAUAGAUUUUUAGUGAUCAUUAAUCAAUUCAAAGACAGAGAGUUAAUUGUUGGUCGUUUAUUCAAAAACAAAAUCGAACCAAUUUAACGAAGGUUUUUUGAAUGACAAAUAAUUUAAUUUUAUAAAUAGAGCUUAUUUGGGUAUGUUAUUAUACACCUCUGCUGUAAACUAUGAUUUUAUUCCUAAUACAUUAGAAUUUAAUUAAAAUAUAUGUAUUUAAUCAGUUUGAGAAUAUUUAUCUAGAUAUUGGAGUCUGAAUUUUGCUAACCAAUUAAAAAAAAAACGGCAACGUAAACAAAUAUAGUAAAGUGAAAUAAUUUUAUAACAUUUAGGUAAAGCUAGGUGCGAAUAAGCUUUAUUUCACAUUCGAACAAAUCUAAAUUUUAAUUAAUCUGUGUAAAAGCACAAAAAGAAAACUAUCUGCAUUUAAAACAUCGAUGAUGAGCGCCUAGCAUAAUUUUUUAUUUUUAACAUUAACCUUUUCAUUAUCAUUUAUCAACACACAUAGCUUUUAUUGUUAACUGGUUUCUAAAGCUUUUUGUUUUUUAUUUUUUUAGUUUGUAUUUAUUGUUUAUUUAUGAAGUUUAAUAUAUUUAUUUUGAAAAAUUAACACACAUAAUUAAUAUAUAUUACAUUUUUGUGUAUCAUUAUUCGCGUUUUUAAUUCAGGCUAACAUAGAUAUAGAUUUUUAUUUUUGAGUAAUCUAUUGUCUUAAGAAAAUAUGAAAGUGAGCUUAAAAAUUUGUCUGAACUUAUGCAUUUAUAUUUAUAUUAUUAUAAAAGAAACACGAGUGUUUUGUGAAAAAAA